This is a messenger RNA of Drosophila busckii, 1615 nucleotides long. RefSeq lists its product as uncharacterized. The transcript is spliced from 4 exons. Bases 465 to 1193 code for a protein of 242 amino acids. The record is from RefSeq and is a predicted model, not a curated record. Lineage: Eukaryota; Metazoa; Arthropoda; Insecta; Diptera; Drosophilidae.
CAACGGAGUGUGCACGCGUAGCAGCCAGCAACUAGUAGAGAGCAGUCGAGCAGUCGAUCGAACAGACAGACAGACAAACAGUCGAAACAAUCAGCUUUUGUAUACUCCAUGCAAUUGAAUUGAAUUUCGAAUUGUUGUUGUUUUUCUUGCCGAUUCUCAGUUCUCUUAGGGGCAUGCGUGUGGUUUUGUUAUUGCAACUGCAACAGUGCAACCAAAAGCUAAAGUGCAACUGUAAAUUGUAACUGUAACAGCAUAAAACGUGUAAGAACAAGUUGGAUGACAAAACUUAAAGUUGUUUCUUGCAACAACAAAAUAUCGAACAAACAUCGAAAUAAAAUUAUUAACGCAUAUAUCAAAAUUAAACAUAAAAUUAUCAAAGUAGCUCAAUUCGAAAUUUGUGUGUGGAAUACAAGUGACGCAGGAUUUUUGCAACUUUAACGAUAAAUCGAACGUAUAUAACAAUAAUGGAUGCGCAACCCAAGCAGAUGCAGGAUUAUUGGCAUAUACCGCGAGCCUCACUCGUCUCCUCAACCAGCUCGGCCAUUAGCUCGGCCAGCUCUUCCAAAUCCUCCAACAAAUCCAACUCAAACCCGCCCACGCUGGCGCAGCGCAGUCUUGCCGUUGCUGGAUCUAUAAACUCCUCAAAUGCAACGAGUGCAGCGGUUACUGCAGCAGCAGCAGCAGCGGUAUUGGCAGCAGCCAAGCGUGGUUCGCGCUCCUCUCAGGGCUCCAGCGACAGCAACAACAGCACACGGAGCGCUGCUUCCGGCUCACUGCUGCUGACGGCAGCGAAUCUGGAGCGUUUUGCUGAGAUACACAAGAAGCAAGAGCGCCAGCAGAAGCUGCUCCUACCCACUGUGCAUGGUUCGGCCAGCUCUGCAACUAACUACAACGCUAAUUUGGCGCUGGGCCAAGCAGCUGUCGCCAAGGAUGCCGUCAUUGCCAUUGACGCCGAUCCCAAUCUACAGUACAUACGCACCAAAGAUCUGGACACUGUGUCUAUAGCCAGCUCCAUGCACUUUACGAUGGUCAAUGGCGAGCCCGGUGGUGCCAAGAAGCCCAAGCGUGGUCUCUGCGAUCGCGGACGCCAGGUGACGGUGCUAAUCAUUAGCAUGAGCACCAUAUUUAUGCUGCUCAUCAUGGGCAUGGUUUACGCGCUUGAGAUGCGUGCUCGAGAUAUGCCCAAGAGCUAACGGGGCGUGAUGAGAACUACAAUCUUGUCUUCAUAGUGUAUUAUUUAUUAUUGUUAUGGCGUUAUCCGUGCGCCCCUGCGUCUAGUUGUUAAGGUAUUUAUUCAAUGAAAAGCAAUUGUUUCCGCUCAGACAAACUCUAAAUUAAAUGUUUAAUUUGCCAAUUAACAAAAACUGUAUCACAACAAUUGUAGUUCUAAAUUAACAAUCGUAUUGUCGUAGAGUAGUAGCAUGCUAAGUAGUAUUAAUAACUGACAAAACAUUCGUAUUUGUAUUUGUUGCUGUUAAAGAAUUAAGUUAAUUAGCCCUGUGAUAUGUUAAAUAAAACAGAAUUCAAAUUGUAUGCGUCACGCAGAAAAAUUCACACGACACGCAAAAAACAAAUAAUACAUAAUUCUAUGAAGUGGACGGAGAUUACUAUGCAG